AUGAAUGAGUUUUCAGUCUUCGUCCCGGUGACGACGGGCGCGAUGAUGUUCGCGAGCGAUUUGCUGCGACAGACGUACGUCACGCAGCGGACGCUGCGCGCGGAGCUCGAUCGACCGUACGAUCGACCGGUGAUCGCGUGCGCGACGUGCGCGUCGUACGGGGACGGAACGGUGAGCGGCGAGGCGAAGACGGCGCACGCGCCGAGCGAGGCGACGGUGCGAGGGAAACGGUGCGUGAUAAUCGAGGAUAUAAUCGAUACGGGGAAGACGGUGGUGGCGUUGGCGAAGGAAUUGUACGCGAGAGGGGCGGAGGAGGUGGCGGUCAUCGCGUUGAUGGAUAAACAGGCGAGACGGGACGAGGCGUGCGCGAAGUGGAUGCGGGAAAAGGAUAUGAAAAUCGCGGCGGCGUUCAUGUGUCCGGACGAAUUCGUCGUGGGGUACGGGUUGGAUUAUCGAGGGAAGUACCGCGAGUUGCCGUUCGUUGGGAUUUUAAAGCCCGAGAUUUUUCAGUCGUAG
Messenger RNA from Ostreococcus lucimarinus CCE9901, 516 nucleotides. RefSeq lists its product with no specific name. The coding region runs from base 1 to 516 and encodes 171 amino acids. Gene Ontology annotation, biological process: IMP salvage; hypoxanthine metabolic process; guanine salvage. NCBI's taxonomy places the organism in Eukaryota, Viridiplantae, Chlorophyta, Mamiellophyceae, Mamiellales, Bathycoccaceae. The record is from RefSeq and is a predicted model, not a curated record. The transcript has a single exon. Gene Ontology annotation, molecular function: hypoxanthine phosphoribosyltransferase activity; magnesium ion binding.